Molecule: messenger RNA, 1614 nt
Organism: Diaporthe amygdali
Lineage: Eukaryota; Fungi; Ascomycota; Sordariomycetes; Diaporthales; Diaporthaceae
Product: Lipase 1
Exons: 2
Coding region: 1-1614 (537 amino acids)
Source: RefSeq, a predicted model, not a curated record
AUGGCUUCCUUGCUUGUGACAGUUCUUCUCCUCCUGUCAGGGUUUCUCGCGACAGGGGCCGCAGCCCAGGAUCUCGUCGCCGAACUCGACUAUGGUACCUUCGAGGGGGCGUACUCAGCCUCCUACAACAUCUCGUACUGGCAGAAGAUCCCAUUUGCACAACCGCCUGUCGGCGACCUCAGGUUCAGGGGACCGCAGCCCCCGCUGCCCAUCACGAAUGGCACCUUUAACUCCAGCCAGCCCUUCGACAUGUGCCCCCAGCGCACUGUCAACGGCUCUGAGGACUGCCUGUACCUGGGCCUGUACUCGCGUCCCUGGACUCAGGGGCAGCCCCUGCGCCCCGUCGUCGUUGUCUUUUACGGUGGUGCUUUUAUCCAGGGCAGCGCUUACUUCACCAUCCCGCCCUCGGCGUAUCCAAUCCUGAACGUCUCAUCUGAGACGGACCUGGUUUUCAUCUACCCGAACUACAGGACCAACGCCUUCGGCUUCCUCCCGGGGAGGGAGGUUGCCGAGGACAGCGGGUCCGACCUCAACCCGGGCUUGCUCGACCAGGACGCUGCCAUCCGGUGGGCAAAGGAGCACGUCAGCCACUUUGGCGGCGACCCAGAUUCCAUCUCUAUCUGGGGCCAGUCCGCGGGCGGCGGGUCGGUCGUGGCGCAAGCCAUCGCGCGCGCGGGGGCCGAGGACCGGCCAAAGCUGUUCAAGAGGGCGCUGGCGAGCAGCCCGUUCUGGCCCAAGACGUACGACUACGACGCGCCGCAGGCGCAGGCCGUGUAUGACCAGUUCUCGACGCUCGCGGGGUGCGGGACGGGCGCGGGCAGCCUGGAAUGCCUGAAGAGGGCGGACCUGCAGACGCUGAGGAACGCGUCGCUGGUUGUCGCUGCGAGUCACACCUACAACUCAAGCAGCUACACAUGGGCGCCAGUGAUCGACGGGACGUUCCUGACCAAGAGGCUGAGCGAGGCCGCGGAGGCCGGUGAGGUCAACAUGGAUUAUGGAUGGGGCAUGUACAACACCCACGAGGGCGAGAACUUCAUCCCUCCAGGCCUCGCCAAUACCAAUAACACCGGCACACCGCCCUUCAAUUCCAGCACGGCAAGCUUCGACAACUGGCUCUCCGGGUUUAUGCCCGGUCUCUCCCAGGCUGACCUGGAGGAGGUGAAGGCGCUGUACCCGGAAUCAGGCACUGCUGAGGCUGUACCAAGCUAUAACGGCUCUUACACUCGGGCUGGGCUGAUAUACAGGGACUCCAUCCUGGCCUGUCCAGCCUACUGGCUGGCCGGCGCAUCGCCAAACGGGAGCUACCUGGGAGAGUACUCCAUCUCCCCAGCCAAGCACGGCAGUGACACCAUCUACUGGAACCAAGUCAACACCGCGCAGACUACUGACCCGCUCCACUACAAGGGCUACGCCGGGGCCUUUGCCUCGUUCUUCAUGACGUCCGACCCGAACGCCAUGAAGCUGACCGGCGCGGACGAGCCCGGCGUCCCGCCGCUGCUGUCGUCGGGGAAGGAGUUCAACAUCAACGCGGCCGGCUUUGCCCAGCUCGAGCUGACGCAGUUCCAGGGCCGGUGUGAUUUCUGGAAGAGCGUUGCGCCCAAGAUCCCUAUAUAG